AUGGGAGACCACAGGCUGCCAGGGAGCCAGGCCCGUCGGACACUAAAGCCAACAUCCCAGGACACUACUGUCAGGUCUAUGUGGAAAGACUCUUCCAAGUGUUUUUCAAAGCACAAGAAAGAGCAACUGAGGUUGCCUACCUCCUUGGAGAAUCAGCACCGACUCUAUGGUAAGGAACGGUCAGAUGACUUCAGGAAAGGCGGGACAUCGAGUGAAGGGCUGACCCCACGCAGCACAGAGGGUAUCUUUUUCCCAACAAUUUCUCGUAGAGGAUGUAGUCCCAUCGCCAACAAGAAUCAGCAAAAGUCAGCUGAUGAUUCAGGACUUUUAUACCCGCUUUUGACAGUCCAGCCAACACGUAGAACUUUCUGGGAUGACAUAAAUGCCCGCCACAAUCAACAGCUGCUUGCUCCAUGGCCUAGAGGAGAAGAAAAUUCUGCAGACAUAUUAAUUAAAAUGCUGGAAACACCGAAACCUAACCGGGUGCUGGAAAACAAGUGGCCGUAUUGGGAAGAUCACAGGGAAGCAACCAAGCAGCCCACCACCUCUGGCAAACAGUCUCAAGGAAAAUUCGAUCUGGAACAUCACAAGCUUCCCUGGACGUGUGAAGGCACUUGGCUCCACGAUGGUAAAUACAGAGGACAGGAUAUGCUUAGCUCUAUUUAUUAUAAAUAUAUAUACAAAGGAGGAAAUGACGAAUGGGCCCAAACUUACAGAGAUUCCAUGCAGCAUAUUGACACAGGAUAUGAAGGCCAAUCAAGCUAUGAAGACUCACCAUGUGUCAGGAGAACUGAUCUGUGUAAUUUUGACAUCAAGUAUGGUAUGAAAAUGAGCAAUGGGAAGGACACAUCAUUAUCUAAACAGGAGUCCAGCUUUGUUAUAAAACUCCAAACCCCACCAGAUCUUUGCAGAGUCAACAAACACAAAAGAUAUGAAUCACCAUUCCUGAAAAGCAACCAGUUGAAAACACUAGAAACAGAAGACUCUCUAACUGAUUCCAAUGAACUUGAACUUCAAGGUGAAAAUGCUGGCAAGACAGAGAUCGCUGAGCAAGCCUAUGAAUCAACUGACUGGAAGUACUUUAUAAGCAAGGAAGACACCACGCCAAGCACCCUUGAACAGAUGUUUAUGAAGAAGGGAUGGGGUUAUGAAUGUUCUACUCCAACAUCAAAAAUGUUUAGGGAUUAUUAUUGGAUCAUGGAUUCAGAUGAUGAUGAUGAUGAUGAUGAUGAUGAAGAGGAGAAGGAGAAAUCGAAGGAAGAGCAGACAGAAAAGAAGUAG
Molecule: messenger RNA, 1281 nt
Organism: Rattus rattus (black rat)
Lineage: Eukaryota; Metazoa; Chordata; Mammalia; Rodentia; Muridae
Product: protein FAM47E-like
Exons: 1
Coding region: 1-1281 (426 amino acids)
Source: RefSeq, a predicted model, not a curated record